Messenger RNA from Trifolium pratense (red clover), 1591 nucleotides. RefSeq names its product renalase. The coding region runs from base 305 to 1417 and encodes 370 amino acids. Gene Ontology annotation, molecular function: oxidoreductase activity. The transcript has 9 exons. The record is from RefSeq and is a predicted model, not a curated record. NCBI's taxonomy places the organism in Eukaryota, Viridiplantae, Streptophyta, Magnoliopsida, Fabales, Fabaceae.
AGUAUUUUCAAUUUCACCGAACGAACUGCUUCUUUAACCCUUUAAUUUGAUUUGAUAUCAUCUUUUCAAUAACCACCUAGUUUUGUGAAUGUUAAUUUUGCCGGUAAUCUUAAUACUGAGAUUAGUAUUAGGAAGCUAAGAAAUUUAUAUGAUAAUGACCCCAUUGGAAAAAGUGUUGUAUAAUGCACCCUAAAGUCCAAGCCACCACCAUGAAUAUUUCCACUGUUGUUACAACUACUUUCCAGUUCCAACACAACCCCUUCUCUCAUAAUCCAUUACCAACAACAACAACAACCAAACAAUAAUGAGUAACACUGCCUUUAAGGUUGCUGUGUUGGGUGGUGGAAUUUCAGGAGCAGUUUGUGCAUCAACUCUUGCCAGAAAUGGGAUUUCUGUUACACUCUUUGAGUCAGCUAGGGGCCCUGGUGGACGCAUGUCCCAAAGAAGAGAGAAAGCUGAAGAUGGAAAGGAGCUGCAUUUCGAUCACGGUGCUCCGUUUUUCUCAGUUAGCAAUCCUGAAGUGGUGCGUCUAGUUCAAGAAUGGGAGUCAAGGGGUCUAGUAGCCGAGUGGAAAGAAAAGUUUGGCUUUUUUGAUUUUCAAACCCUUAAAUUUGACAGCAUAGAACAGGAAGGAUUAAGCAAGAGAUUUGUGGGUGUUCCAGGCAUGAAUUCUAUAUGCAAAGCAUUGUGCAGUGAAAGUGGUGUUGAAAGCAAGUUUGGUGUAGGUAUCGGAAGAGUUGAGUGGUUGAAUGAUGAGAAAUUGUGGUCAUUGAUAGGCGUGGAUGGACAAAAUCUUGGUCAGUUUAAGGGACUUGUUGCAUCAGAUAAGAAUAUAGUUUCUACUAGGAUUGCCGAAGUUACAGGACGGGUGCCACCACUUGAUUUGAAGUUGCUGCCUGAGUUGUCAGAAAAGUUGCACAAUCUUCCCGUUAGGCCAUGUUUCGCAGUAAUGCUGGCAUUUGCGGAGCCUCUGUCAACGAUUCCAGUUAAAGGCUUCUCUAUUAAAAAUUCUAAAGUUUUAAGCUGGGCUUACUGUGAUAGCAGCAAGCCAGGCCGUUCUACUACAAGUGAAAGAUGGGUUCUUCAUUCAACAGCAGAAUAUGCAGAGAAUAUAAUCGCUCAAACGGGACUCAAGAAGCCAUCAGACGUUAUAUUGAAUAAAGUGGCUGAAGAGCUUUUCCAAGAGUUUCGAAGUACAGGUGCUAAUAUAUCACAGCCCUUUUUCAAGAAGGCCCAUAGAUGGGGGAGUGCAUUUCCAGCUACUAGUAUUGCUCAAGAGGAAAAAUGUCUUUGGGACAGAAACAAGAGACUAGCCAUAUGUGGUGACUUCUGUGUUAGUCCGAAUGUUGAAGGUGCCAUAGAUAGCGGAUUGGCAGCGGCUUUAAGGCUUCGAGAUAUUAGUUCCAGCUGUUUAUAGUUGAAGUAUUGAAACCUUUGAACAUUAUCAUUUCUAGUUCUUUUUGUUUCUGAGAAAAUUUGACAUUUUUUCAAGACAUGGAUGUAUUAUAAACCUAUGUGUGUUAUUAUGUAGAGUAUGGUCAAGUACAAGUUUACUAUAACCGUAAAUUUGUGAUCAUGCUAUUAUUGAAAA